This is a messenger RNA of Cryptococcus wingfieldii CBS 7118, 2037 nucleotides long. RefSeq names its product glycosyl hydrolase. Bases 1 to 2037 code for a protein of 678 amino acids. Gene Ontology annotation, biological process: carbohydrate metabolic process. The transcript is spliced from 17 exons. The record is from RefSeq and is a predicted model, not a curated record. Gene Ontology annotation, molecular function: hydrolase activity, hydrolyzing O-glycosyl compounds. Lineage: Eukaryota; Fungi; Basidiomycota; Tremellomycetes; Tremellales; Cryptococcaceae.
AUGCCCACAGACCCCCAAUCCACCGUCGACAAGCUCGGCAUCCCCAUCCCAGGCAUCCAGGAUCAUGCGCUCAUUGGAAACUUGCGGACCGCAGCGCUGGUUAGCACAAAUGGCUCUAUCGAGUCUAUGUGUAUCCCGUACUUUGACUCUCCCAGUGUUUUCGCAAGAGUCGUCGAUGCCAACAAGGGUGGACAUUUCUCCAUCACCCCUACCUUUGAUUUCAAGCCCAAACAAGCCUAUGCCCCCAACUCGAAUGUGCUAGUCUCCAAGUUCCUCAGCGAACAGGGCGUCGGCGUGAUGACCGACUUCCUUGUACCCAAGGGAGCAACCCAGUCUUCGCAAAAGCCUCACCUGCCUUGGCUCAUCAGGAAGGUGGAGAGUAUCCGCGGCAAGGUUCCCUUCAGAAUGGAGUUUUCUCCCGCCUUCAACUACUGUCGAGACAAGCAUACCACUACAAUGGUUCCAGACGACUCUUCCGCGUCCUUCGCGACCCAGCCUACAAAAGCGCUCUUCACCUCACCCAGCCUGGUGCUCGACCUUCGAACCGUCGCUUGGUCUUCCGACUCGUGCGUUUCUGAUCCCGAAGUCACUUUCAACAUCGAAGACUUUCAAGAGUCUCGCGGCCUCCUCGGGCCUUCCGUCACUUCCAAUUUCGAGCUCGAGGAAGGACAGACUGUCGUUUUUGUGAUGAGAGAAGUGGGGGAUUACAAGUACGAGAGUGAGAAGCAUGAGGAGAUUGCGAAUCCGAGAUCGAUGAGGCAGAAGGAUCUCGGGCUGCCAUUGGACCAAAUGCUGGAAGCUACCAACAAGCUGAGACACAAGGAGAACCCGGUUCUGACCAGGUCGCUCGUAGAAUCGCUUCUCAAAAACACCAACACGUAUUGGCGAAAAUGGAUUGGAAAAAAUCAGUACCAAGGCCGUUGGAGCGAAGAGCUCCUCCGUUCCGCCCUCGUCCUCAAGAUGCUCGUCUUCGAGGAGACCGGCGCCAUCGUCGCAGCCCCCACUUUCUCCCUCCCCGAGCACAUCGGCGGCGUCCGUAACUGGGACUAUCGCUUCACCUGGGUCCGCGACUCAUCCUUCACACUCUACGCCCUCAUCCGUAUGGGCUUUACGGAAGAGGCAAAUGCAUUUGUCGAGUUUAUCUUGAACAGGCUGAAAGAGCGAACCUCGGAUGGGUCUUUGCAAAUCGUGUACACGAUUCACGGAGGUAAAGACCUUGAAGAAAUUGAGCUCUCGCAUCUGGAAGGGCACAAGGGCUCCAAGCCUGUGCGUAUUGGAAAUGGCGCCGCCGACCAUCUUCAACUCAGCUGGGACUCUUGGGUCGCAAUCAGACAAGUCGUGGAUUACGUUUGCACCCAAACGGAAGUCGAGGACCUUUCCAUCUGGGAAGUUCGUGGGAAGAGGAAGAAUUUCCUCUACUCAAAAGUCAUGAUGUGGGUCGCUAUCGACCGCGGUAUCCGUCUUGCCGAUAAACGCUGUCUGCCUUGUCCUCAGCGACAAAAGUGGAUGGACAAGAGAGACAAGUUGUAUGAGGAUGUGCAGAACAAGGGAUGGAACCCGGAGAAGAAGUUCUAUGCACAGAGUUUCGAGGAUCUGGACGCUUUGGAUUCUUCUGUCUUGAUAAUGCCUCUGGUGUUUUUCACUUCUGCCGCCGAUCCGCGCUUCACCAGCACCCUGGAUGCCAUCCUCAAAACACCCGAGAAAGGCGGCCUCACAGCCAACUCUUCCGUCUAUCGCUAUAACGCUGCGCUUUCCGACGACGGUGUUGGCGGCGAGGAAGGGGCUUUCUCGUUGUGCACGCUAUGGUGUGUGGAGGCCUUGACGAGAGCGGGUGUCUAUGACGAAAAGUAUUUGGACAUUGCGAUGAAUAUGUUCAUGGACUUUUUGGGGUAUGGUAAUCAUAUCGGGCUCUACUCUGAGGAGAUCAGCGCAGGCGGUGAAGGCUUGGGUAACACACCUCAAGCAUUCUCACAUGUUACUCUGAUUUCAGCGGCUUUCAACUUGAACAGAGCACUCAGUGGAGCUCGCGUGGAUUAA